AUGAAUGGUCGUCUAAGGUCUAGCGUUGACGAGCGUCUAGCAACAGCACAGGGUCCCGGCGUGCCAUUGACGCAGCCGCUUCGCAUUCAGAAACAUACCCAAGCAACGCAGCCAAUACAGACUCCCCUGCAAGCACAACCAGCACCAACAUCCCUGCCAAUACAGCCGAUUCAACCGGCAUUGGAGCGAUUAAAUCCAACAAGCCGCCUCGAAUCACCUGCUGGUCACUCUGGCUAUUCUUCAUCUUCCAACUAUCCUUCCCCAUCUCCUGGGCCAUACGAUGACAGCAGCCGUCCGGAAUUGUCAGCACAAGGAGCUGCUCGCUUCGGCUGUGUCAGUCCCAAUACGGUUCCAGGAGCGCCGCAUCGAACAUUCUCAGAUCUAACUGUGCCCAUGUCUUCCGAUUCCUCCGGACAAGGGUCGAUUCGAUUUGGUGCCGUCAGCCCCAAGACGGUGGAGCCACCACAACAUCAGACCUUCAACGACCUGUCUUCUAAUGACCCUCAACCUAGAGCGAUUCACCAUACCAACGACACUUUCGGACGUACCAGUGGCAAAAGUGCACUGAGCGACAGUCACAGCACCUCCGCCUCUCGACGAACGGCAAGCCCCGCCGAGAAAAGCGCGUUCGGCUUUCUUGCGUCCAGCUGGAUUCAGCCAGCGAGCUUAGGACAGAACGACGAGAUCACAGAGUGUCUCAUUCAAGAUUCCGGUCCAGCAAGUCGACAGAAGAGCAUAGAUGCGCUACAGAAGGAACUCAAUUUGUCGGGUUCGUCGGAUCCGACUAUGGCCCCAAGUCUCGGCGAGGAUGACGAGGAGAUGUGGAACAACGGCGCAAUUGCCAAUUUGCAAAGGUCAGCUUCGGCAGCACAACAGCAAUCGAAUCCGGCAUGGACAGGCGUGAGCCGGAGUGACGAGACUCCAGAUCAGACAUUUGGUAGACCGUCUCAGGAGCCAAGUCAGCCGACCCAUCAGAGCAGCGGAGACAAUCGGCCAGGUCACGAAGAUUCUCGCCCUUCGCACUCGCACUCGGAUACCACGUCAAGUCGUGACACGGAUCGCUCGCACAAUGCCGCCUAUGGCGUAGGCGAAGCAGGAGGCGACGAGCAGUUUGCGGUCCUCACUAGAACACUCACACCAGACCAACGACGACAGCAGGAAGAGCUCGGCCGCAUGAGCCAACAACGCAACAGCCUCACUUUUCCAACAUCUACAUAUACCCCAUUACCCUCCCAACUCGCCGCAACCUCACCAGGUCAGGCGAAUCAACGAGCAUCUCGUCAGUCGAACGCAACCAUCAUGGCUACCUCUAUCACAGCAGGUUUAACCUCCCUCGCAUCCUCUUCCACGCCAAGGCACGAUGCAAGACUGAGCCGACAAACACAGGGAACUUCAUCUUCGAGCGCAGCUCGACCAUUGUCGACCGCAGAGCAGCAGAACUUUCAUUCUACGCACGGGACACUAUUGUUCGUCGGCGAAACUGCUGAUUCGGAUUCGCAGGAUUCGCUCGAUUUGCUCUAUAACCCGAAUUCGCCUCCCAUGGCUCAAGGAAUGACUCCAACACGAUCCGCUUCUGUUCGGGUCAAGACGCCAAUGUUCGGCAAUACGCUUGCCGAUCUCCCACCUGACCAGAGGGCUUCCAUGGUGGGCGCGCUGCACGACGAGAGCCCACCGUUCCCCUCACAAGGUUCGAUACAUGGUGGGGUUGUCAACCUUAAUCCUCUGCCCAAAUCUCAGUCGGGACUGCAACAACAGUCUGCGUUGUAUGAUUCGGCUGUUCAGCAGCAAGAUCAGGCCGGUCAGCAACAGUACGCUGCCGCACAACCGCGGUCACAAACACGAUCUCAGACACAGACCUACAUUCAGAUGCAGCAGCUACAGCCGGAUGCACAACAGCAGUAUGAGCAGACUCGCGGAUACUAUGCGCAGCCAGGAGACCAGACAGCGAACGUCGAUCAUGGCUUUGUCGAUGACAACAACCAUGCUACAGGCAAUAUGGAAGGUGGCGCCCGCACACCUCAUCUUCCCAACCUGGGCGACAUGUACGCUGUGGCACCAAAGUUUCCCGCAGCUCCUUAUGGCAAGUUUCGCGACGUGCGUUUGUCUUCACCUCUUGCCAGGGUUCAUCACACCAUCCUUCCGCUUCUCACAUAUGCUCACAUCCCAGCCACGCUCUUCCUCGACUACAACGUCAUCUUUGCUCUCGUGCAGAUCGCGCUUCAUCCCGAUAGCACACAAUCCGGGUUUAGAGCUGCGUGGUGGAUUGCUACCGGCGUCUAUGGUGGCUGCGUGCUUAUCUGGCUCGUUGGAGUAGUCAUCUUAUACGAAUGGCUAUGGAGUUAUAGACGACGAUGGACGGUUUCACAGCCGCUCGUGAUGCCCAUCUACCUUUCCACUCCUGCAUUUGUACGGACUGCGAUCACGGACUACUCGCUCUACAGCUUGCUCUAUCGCGCUCGCAGCAGCGGCGAUCGUAGGGAUGCGCUAAUCGAGUCCUUUUGGUACUACUCGCAGAAUUGGCCAACCGUGUUGACCCUUCUUCCACGCGGUGUCAUCUCCGUGAUCCUGUUGGUGCUUUACAAGCCUUCCGGUCCGACGCUUACCACACAAAGUCAACGAGAUAUCGUCUACUUUGACAGAACCACGCAACGGCUCACACAAUUUGCGUUCAUCUUAAUCAUAAUCCAGGCUGCUUGGGCUGCUUGGAAGCUCGCAGUCUUGCUUCUGGCCUACAUCGGUCUCGCUGCCACGCUUGGAUUCAAGAGCCUCAUUCAGCAAGAGCAGGUUCGAAACGCAGUGGCGGAUACAGAGAUGACCAGCUUUGCAGGGCACAGUCGACGUGGUCUCGUAGCAAAACAAUAUCCUUCGCAACCAGGAGGCGGACAGGUCUGGAUGCAAGAUGGAGAGGCCAUUCAGCAGCAACCAGCGAGUCACAGGAGAUGGGCUUGGAGGUGGAGAGCUGAGGACCGGAUCAGGACGAUUCUGUUUGAUGCUGGCGUGCUGCAUCAGUCGGUUCCCACACAGGUCUGGCAUCAACAGCAUGAACAUGAACAUCUUGCUGCUCAUGGAGGGGAGCUUGCUGGAGACAGAACAAUGAAUUCGAUUCAGGCUCCACUUGCAGCCUACGCGCAACCACAGGGCGGGGCGGAUUACGGACAGCAGGGUCAGCAGCCUCGCGACUGGUUCGGACCGAGCCUCAACUUCUCUGAGUCGCAGACAGGAUUGGCGAUCACUGCGCCCGAAGCCGUGCAGCCUGAAGAGUGGGCUAAUUUGCCGGAUCUGGGUACAAAUGCUGGAGUGAUGACAGCGAUGCCGUUGGGUCCUGCUUCUCAAGCAUUCCAUGUUCAGCACGACGCUUCAUCACCAUCGGAUGAUGGGAAUAACAGCGACACCAGUGAUCCUUACUCUCCUGCUCCUUUGCCGAUUGGACGCAGCCCCAGGUCGAAGGAACAACUGCGUGACGCUUCUUCCAUCUCGUCUCGCAACGACAGGGCCAGCAUGCGCGCUUCGAGCAUCUCCUCGCUCAACCGACUCGCUGCGCUGAAUGCAGCAUCAACUGCUAAUCGCAGCUCGCCAACAGCAGUCGAGGGUGCUGCUACACCAGCGUCUGACGAGCAAGGCAGUACUAUCGACUUCCCUCCCACCAACGCAGCCCCGAUCGUAAAAGCAAACGGCCGUCCGGCCAGGGCUCCACCGACUGGUGCUGAUCCGCCUGCGCAGUCAGCUAACGGUACACCUCUGCUCAAUGAGUGGCGCGGACGCAAGCGUCCACGAAGCUCACCCGUGCUCGCCUACUUCCCCGGCCUCAACCCUGGUGGAAUGGUCACCGAGACCCAAGACUGGAUCCAACAUCAGAUGGACGAGGAAGAUGACCAAGAUGACAACCGUCCCGACCAGCGACGCAAUCCAGCUGAGCUGCCCAAGAAGCCCGUCGGUGCAUUCGACAACGACCGUCGCGUGAUGCACACUUUCGUGCCCAUGCCUUCGUCGUUUGCCAUGUCGAAGGACUUGUCUCUGGCUGGCUCGCCUGAUCAAGGUGGCAGCGAUACGAAGCACGGCUCGUGGACAGCUGCUGCUCCUAAUCCGGAGAUGUUUGCUGUCAAGCCAGCAGCUGCAGGGGGCCCCGCUUCAACACCUCCACUCCGACAGCAAGUAGAUGCACCCAACACAUCGACUACUUCGCUUGGAUCGUCCGUCAAAGGCCGCCGAUCAGGCACCUACUCCCGACCUCGAUCUCCCGGACAUGGUCACGAAGCCUCUUCGGAAGAUGGUAUCAGCUUCGACGGCGGUGAAGGGAACAAGAAGUGGGGAAGAAACUCUCUGCUAGGCAAGAUGACCACGUAUUCUUCCUCAGAGAGUAGCAGAAGGAGCGGCAGUGGAGGUCGACCUGAAGGCGAGUCUUGGCUCAGCUCUCUCUUUUCUCGAAAGGUCUCCGCCGGUGCCGCUGGAUCCUCUUCGCCUCAAGUGGAAACCUCACCAGCGAUGCAGCCUUCUACUUCCACGCCCCGGUCUGAGUCAGGGCCUGAGAUGGACGCUGUCCCCACAUUGAUCAGCACAUCAGCCUCCACCAGUCUGCCCACAGCUGACAGUGGAGGUGUGCAACAGCACGAAGCUCAGCCUGCUACUUCAUCGCAGGAGCCGGUAUCUGGAUCCUUGCUUCUGGCUCCCAUCGGUGACCGUUCCCCAUCUCCUGUCAAGUCUAACGCUUCCGGUAACACGGACGACUCGGAAGAAGGUCGACUCUGGGCUUCUUUCCCCAACCAAUCUCGACGUCAUCCUCCCGGCCUCAUAGCUCUUGAUAUCGAACAGCGCACCAUCGCUGAACGCCGACUUGCAGCAGCAGCGAACGAAAACAACGCUGCCAUGCAGCAGCACCGUCUUCUCUACGGUCCCACCUCUUCUGGCCCUGUUGCCGCUGCGCAGUCCUUGGCCGGAACCGGCAUUAAUCUUUCGCCAUUGGUGCAUCCCAAUGUGCUUGCAGCUAUCUCAGGUGGAGUGCCAGGAGUGGCGCAAUUGAUUGUCAGCCCGUCAGAAGGUGGCUUACAUGCAAUUCGAGAGGAGAGUUGGAGUUCGAGUCUAGAUUCGAGAUCACAAGGAGCGACGGGAAGCACAAGGAGUAAAGGCACUGCUUCGGCUGUCACAGCUUCACCCGUGGAUGCUGAUUUCCCACUGGAACAGAUCGAGGAAGCCGCAACACCGCAUCCACUCGGAACCAGAGGUAGCAGUGGCCGCUUGAGAAGAGGCUCGAGUUAG
Molecule: messenger RNA, 5253 nt
Organism: Ustilago hordei
Lineage: Eukaryota; Fungi; Basidiomycota; Ustilaginomycetes; Ustilaginales; Ustilaginaceae
Exons: 1
Coding region: 1-5253 (1750 amino acids)
Source: RefSeq, a predicted model, not a curated record